Messenger RNA from Mesocestoides corti, 723 nucleotides. The record is from the annotation of a GenBank genome assembly. Lineage: Eukaryota; Metazoa; Platyhelminthes; Cestoda; Cyclophyllidea; Mesocestoididae.
GUGCGUGGUAAAUUCCUCCGCAAACAUGGAUUUUCUGUCCGUGGCGGUAAUCACUACCUAUAUCCAGAAGAAGCUGCUUACUUGGCGGAGUCUGGUUGCCUUAAUGUUUACGAUCGGGGACUACCAUUGAGCUUACAGCAGCUAACGAACGCGCUUUUUCAAGAUGCUUACACCUAUGCCUGUUACACAACCUACGUCAGACUUGUACGACAGGGAUUCGUAUUAAGAAGACGUGACCCGAUGGAUCUCGAAUCCGAUGGUACGGACGAGCUUUUCACAAGAAAGACAAUCAAGGUGGAACUGGACAGUUCCGUAUCCACAAAGGCCUCGAAGUAUGCAAAAGCAUGCGAAACGGAUGAAAUGUUCGCCACGGCGUCCCCCUCCGACUUAAAACCUGUUGGACCGAAUCGAUUGAAUGAAUGGAUUAGACCCAAGACGUCAACCGAAGGUGGAGCAACGCAACCACCCAUUUUGUUCAAUGUUUUCGAUGAUCGGAAUAGUGAUCGAACUAAACAGUUUAGGAAGCGUGGGGCUAGGGAGCCAGACUUCGUGCUCGUUGUUGUAUUGUUGGGAGACGACGCAGACUUCCGAAUUAAUGGUCGUAUUUUAAGCGACUUUGGACUUAGGCAAGAAACGAAGAUAUUACUAGCGACAGUUGAUAACGGAGACGUUUAUUUUCAGUGUGUGGAAGUAUUUUCUGUUCCAUGUAUAAAGUAUCUUUGA